CUUCUUCCUCUGAGCAAAAAUAGAGCAAGGAACAGAGUUGAUCUACUCAAUUCCAAUGAUUUGGUGUUCGACUUACAUUAUCAUUUAAAGAAAAUGAGCGGAGCGGAUACUCUAGAAGAUAGACGGGUGGAGGAUCUUGCUCACCAAGUCACAGAAACUUCAGAUAAAAAUGUUCCAAUUUUGCUUCUUGCAAUCCAAGACAUUUUGGACAGUGUCAUCCCCAGUUCUCAGAGAGCUUCCAAAGUCAAGAAAGACAUCUGGAACUUUGACCUUCUGCAGAGUGUCCUUCUUGCGCUGAGGCAAGACUUUUCUCUCAUCCAGGGAAAGUGGAACACGGCUGCAUCCCUGGCCAAGAUCCUAGCGCAUUGCGCAGUUGGCCUGGAACCCACGGACACCUACGAGUACAAUGCCAUCUUCCUCCCGGAGGCAUCGGAACGUCUUCUCAUCUUAGCCCGCAACAUCCAGUUCCGCUACAUGAAGAUCCCGGAGAAGACGCUGACCUUGAAAGACGACUUAAUCAAAGACUUCAAGGAGGUCAUCGAGGCCUUACAGUGGCUCAUCAGUGGCCAUGUUUUCCUCACUAUGCACGUGCUGAGAUCCAAUUACCUGCUUCAGAUGUUGAUCACAGAUGACAAGGAGACUGCCAUCGUCAUUCUUGGAUUGUUUCAGAACGCGGUCCGAGUCAACCCAAUGGUCCUACAGACACUAGAUGAGAAGGUGGUCCACAGUCUACUGGAUGAGGUCAUCUACAAGCUGUCAGCGUUUAAUGAUGCAGAGGUCGGUGCGGCAGCUACCAGGGCUCUGGUCAACAUUGCCGAUGUCCACCAACAGCUCAUCAGACUGCUCUACACACGAUACAAAGGACUGAGGCCACUUUUGAGCCGGUGGACUGGUAAGGGCUUCGGCCGAGACUUGAAGAAGCUUCUGGGAUUACUGGAUGCGGGGUCAACCCAGCAGGCAGAGAUGCAGAGACUACAUCGAGCAGCCAAGACCAUCCAGGCAGUAUGGAAAGGAUUCCAGACUCGAAGGCAAUUGAAGAAAGCCAACAAAGCAUUCACCAGACUACAGAAGAGCUUCAGAGAGAAGCAAGUACAGCGUGACUUGCAUGCCGAGAAGGAACGAGAAAGGAGGGAGCUGCAGCAUCAGCUGCUGGUGUCGAGGAGGCAAGCUAUCCGACAGACCAGACAGAAACAGCUGGAUAUGAUCACUGCUAUGGCACCAGGGAAAGUGGAUGCGUAUUUGCAGAUGUCUCAGAUUGCAGCAGCCGUCAAGUUACAAGCUCGCUGGAGGGGGAUCAUUGAGAGACGUAAGCUGGGUCUACGUCAGGCCACGGCCAAGCAAGUCAGGGCAGCCAUCACCAUUCAGAGAGUUGUUCGUAGAUUCCUGAAGAGACUGGAAGAGAAGAAAAGGGAACCGUUGUUAUUCCGGCCUCCCCCUGGCCUGACGGACGAGAGGAGAGUUGACCUGCAGAGAACUAUUGAUCAACAUAGAGAGGCACACCCGCCCAAGCAGCUGAGCCGACAGCUGCAGCAGGAGCUACACGACGAAGCCCAGGAGAUGUUGGGACGCUACCUCAGCGUCCGCAUGGCUCACCGUAAGAACUACCAGAGGAGGGAGGCACUCCUGGCAUCGCUGGAGACAGAUGCUGAUCUGCUCAGCGAUGCUCCCAAGCUGUGUGACCUGACGGAUCGCGACAUGCACAAGUUCACCAGUCACUCGGCCCCGAUCGCCGCCAAAGCUUUGGCCAAUCACAAGGAGCAGAUGUUGAUGCUGCGUCAGCCGUGGUGGAAGAAACUGAAUGCCGGAGAGAGAACCGAUGAAGAAGCUGAGCAAGACUAUGACUCCAACAUCUUAUGAUGAUGACAAUGAGUAAACAAACAAAUUCUGGGGCCAAAUUUUAUGGACUCCAUUUCUGUUUGUUCCACUUACUGCCUUCAGCCAAGUGCCUUGAUGAAACCUAAACUCAAAAUCAGGGAGUACUGAAAUAUAACUGAGCGUUAACCCCUUAAGGACGGGAAGCGGUCAUGGCCACGGCCGCUAAUCCUCAUUGGAAUGCAGUUGCCAGCUGUGGUA
Patiria miniata (bat star) is the source of this 2073-nucleotide messenger RNA. Its product is annotated as IQ calmodulin-binding motif-containing protein 1-like. Gene Ontology annotation, biological process: cilium assembly. The coding region runs from base 94 to 1857 and encodes 587 amino acids. NCBI's taxonomy places the organism in Eukaryota, Metazoa, Echinodermata, Asteroidea, Valvatida, Asterinidae. Gene Ontology annotation, molecular function: calmodulin binding. The record is from RefSeq and is a predicted model, not a curated record. Gene Ontology annotation, cellular component: cilium. The transcript has 12 exons.